Molecule: messenger RNA, 939 nt
Organism: Aspergillus fumigatus Af293
Lineage: Eukaryota; Fungi; Ascomycota; Eurotiomycetes; Eurotiales; Aspergillaceae
Source: RefSeq, a predicted model, not a curated record
AUGCCCUUGGACACAAUAUAUCUAACGCGCCAUGGUCACCGCCUCAAUUGGACGAUCGACUACAACACAGGCGCAUACAGAGCCCAGUUCCCAACUCCAACCGGGAACCCCGCCGACCCAACCCUAACCUCCCAUGGCGUCCGACAAUCGCACGAAUUGGCCGCGCACAUCGCAAGCCCAGGGUUCCAGCCCAAGCCGUUCCGCGUGUACUGCAGCCCCUUCUACCGCUGUCUACAGACGAUCCAGCCAACCGUCGAGGCGCUAAAGGCAAAGCAACAGCAGCAACAGCAGCAGCAGCACGAGGAAAGUAGCGACAUCGACGCCUGCGCGGACUUUGACGUCAGGGUCGAGAAUGGGAUAGGAGAUACAAGGGAAUGGUUCGGCCCAACCUCCUUCUUCGAACAUCCCUCCCCCGCCACACCGCCAACCCUCCACACCCACUUCCCCAGCAUCCUCCCGUCGGACCCCUCAAAGCACAAGCCGCACCUCAUCCCCUCGCCCCGCGGCGAGACCAUCGCCCAGCUGCACAAUCGCCUCGCCACCGCGCUCGCAGGCAUAAUCGCCGACGUGGACGCCGAGAUCGCGGCCCUGGAGGAGUCGCAGCGCCCCGACCAGCGCACCAGCAAGGCGCUGCUUAUCUGCUCGCAUGCGGCGCCGCUGAUUGCCAUGGGCCGCGCGUUGACGGGCGCGAUGCCGGACGAUAGUUCCACGGAGGACUUCUUUGUUUUCACAGCGGGGUUGAGUACGUUUCGGAGGAGGGGAAACAAGGUUGGCACCGCUGGGGUUGGGGUGGAGGCGUUGGCUCCCGGGACGAAGAUCCUGCGGGCUGAGACGAAGGUGCCGGAUUGGCGCGGUGGGAAGGGCGUCGGGGGUGGAUGGGACUGUGUGAAGAAUGGGGACUGUGGGUUUCUCAGUUCGGGAGCUGAAAGAGGCUGGUGA